CUCGUUUAAACGUUCGCCGACCGACGUAGACGUAUCAAAAGGGGAUAAAGGAGUUCAACCACGAGACGUGUUUCCACUUGGUGUUUCAAAUUUCUUGCUUCAAAGGAACGAUUUAAUGGUAGCGCGAUCCACGUGGUGUUUCAAGGCUGCGGCCUUCAGGGCCGUGAUACUGGGUGCCCCUGCGUCUGGCAAAGGGACCAUGUCCUCCAGAAUUGUCAAACAUUUUAAAGUGGCGCACAUUUCUAGUGGUGACAAGUUGCGUCAUCACAUGAACAGUGGCACCGAACUUGGUAAAACGGUGGCAAGCUACGUGCUGACCGGUAAAUACGUUCCCGACGAUGUGAUUAUCUCGAUGAUAAACAUAGAAAUCGAACGAGUAGGAGACAAAAAUUGGCUGUUGGACGUUGGCAUUGGUACAGGAUUCCCGAGAACGUUGCUGCAAACUGAAGAACUGCAGAAAGCUCAUCCCGUGAACCUUGUCCUUUACCUUGAUGUGCCGAUCCCGACAAUCCUGGAACGCGUGAAGAACAGGUGGGUUCAUUUGCCCAGUGGCAGAGUCUACAACGUCGGCUUCAAUAGUCCGAAAGUACCGGGUAAGGAUGACGUAACUGGUGAACCGUUGAGCAAAAGAGACGACGACAAGGUAGAGAUUGUACAAAAAAGACUGGAACAGUAUGCAAAGGCAAACGAACCGAUUUUAACCUUCUACGAAGGUUUAGGGAUACUGAACACUUUUCGCGGUAAUACUACCGACGAAUUAUGGCCACACGUUAAGGAUACCAUCACGAAAUUUUUAUCAUAGCUAGUCAAUUGCUAGAACAUAUCACUUUGUAAAACAACGA
This is a messenger RNA of Dufourea novaeangliae, 842 nucleotides long. RefSeq names its product GTP:AMP phosphotransferase AK3, mitochondrial (gene Ak3). Gene Ontology annotation, cellular component: cytoplasm; mitochondrion. Gene Ontology annotation, molecular function: AMP kinase activity; ATP binding. The record is from RefSeq and is a predicted model, not a curated record. The coding region runs from base 116 to 802 and encodes 228 amino acids. Lineage: Eukaryota; Metazoa; Arthropoda; Insecta; Hymenoptera; Halictidae. Gene Ontology annotation, biological process: nucleobase-containing compound metabolic process. The transcript has 4 exons.